Schistocerca nitens (vagrant locust) is the source of this 6601-nucleotide messenger RNA. RefSeq names its product protein abnormal spindle-like. The record is from RefSeq and is a predicted model, not a curated record. Gene Ontology annotation, biological process: establishment of meiotic spindle localization; mitotic cell cycle; spindle organization. The transcript has 16 exons. Gene Ontology annotation, molecular function: protein binding. NCBI's taxonomy places the organism in Eukaryota, Metazoa, Arthropoda, Insecta, Orthoptera, Acrididae. Gene Ontology annotation, cellular component: spindle pole. The coding region runs from base 117 to 5690 and encodes 1857 amino acids.
GGAGUUUGAAUUGUACUGCCGGUAGUUUAAGUUUUAACGUCACUUUGUGCGUCGUAGUGACAUGAUUAUCUUAUUGUUUGAGAACCUAAUGUGUUUUAUGAAUUGACCAUUUGAAAAUGACUUCGACUGCAUUUCAGAUCACUAUAUCUCCGCAGCAGAAGCGCAAAAUAAGUGAUGAUGACAAAAGUGAAGACUCGUAUGAAAGUUGUCUCAUACUGGCACCAUUCAACAAAUGCCCGACAGUACAUUUUGAUAAUGUGAAACUUGGUACUGUUGCAGUGAGGGUUCUUAAAUUGGUGAACCCUUCUCAUGUUUCAUUGGAGGUUAAAUUACUGGACAUUCCUGAAAGAAAAUGUGGACUUUUAUUCAGUGCUGACAAUUUCACUUUGUUGCCCUCAGAAAAAAUCUGUGUCAAUAUUUCAUGGGCUCCAAUUGAACAUGGUUCAUGGCAUCACACAGUGAAAGUAGUAACUGACAAAAAAGGCAGCUACAGCCUUAGAAUUGUCUGCAGCUCUGCAAAAAUACAGAAGAAGAAGAAUGCGUACAAACCAUUAAGAGAUCAUAACCAGUCAACAGUUAUAUCCAAAAAAGUGAAAAAACCUUGGGUUUCCAUUACUCAUACGAGAUAUGAAGAUCAUGUAAAUAGCAGAUCUGAACAAAAUAUGACAUUGAAACAAAAUAAGUUUAAACCUGCACAAAGCUUCAAUUUCUGCUCUACUGAAGUGCCUCAGUUUUCAGGUGUAAGGACACCACGAAGAGAUACAUAUGUACUGAAAAAUAUGAAAAACAAUGAGGGAAAGGAGAAUGUACUUCAUGAAGAUAUAUUUAAGUUACCCUCCAGAGUGAAAGUUCCAAAAUCUGAAGUUAGACUGGGUUCCACGAAUGAUUUUUGUCUAUCUCCAUUACACUCUGUACUAACAGAUGAUGUAUUUAAGUCAAAUACUUCAGUUUCGCCUUCAUUUGAUGUAAAACUUAAGAAUUUCUGUUUCACCCCAGAUUUUAACCUUAAAAAACCUGUAUCUCAUGGAUUUAAUCAAAAUUUUGUUCCUCCAGGCAAGAAACAAGACUUCUCAAUGUGUAAGAACACGGUGACGACGACGACGACGACAAAAACAACAACCAGGGAAUGGUACAAUGGUAAUGAUUCUACAUUUUCCUUUACAAAAUCUACAAAGCUGAAAGAAUAUAGUUUUUCAUGUGCCAAUACCCCUAGAAAAAGUGGCUCCUCAUGCUCUGAAACAUUUGAUGAUAGUUUAGAAGUCGAUCCACCAACAGCUUCAGUACAUUUUGAUAAAGUUAUCACCCAGAGAAAAGUUUCUGAUGAAGCUAAAACCCCUCCAGGAUUUUACCUCACGAAGAGAGAUUUAAACACGGAUUUUAAUGAACAACCUUGGGGUGAAGCUACUUCAGCUGAUUUAAAUUUCGGUUUUGAAUCAUUCAAUGUACAGCCCAUGUCGUGGCCCCCUGACUUGAGUUUUCACAGCACACCACUAAAAAAUCCCAUAUUAAAAUUAUCACCAAUAAAACAUGCCAAAAUGGAUUUUAGUUUUCCAUUGGAUUCAAAGGAAUCUGAAAUUGAUAAGGGUAAAAGUAAAGACUCAUAUGAGCUUGUUGAAGAUGAAAUGAAUACCACCUAUCUACUAGAACAGAAAGCAACACUCUCUGUGGUAGAUGAAGCAAUGGAAGAUGAAUGCAGUGUUGCUGAAAAACCUGCAGAACCUGUCAUAAAAAAAGAAAUAUUUGAUGACUUUAACUUCAGUUUCCUAAAUCAUCAGAAAUCAGUUUUGUCGUGUGGAGAGACUGGAUUACAAAUUACAAGCAACAUAUUUACUUCAAAAGUACUGAGUAAUUCCCCAUCCGAGAAGCCAGCAACUAAUGUGCUUGGGUUUGAAGUGUUGGAGGAGACGGAUGAAGAAACUUCAAAAACAUCGAAUAAAGAGCAUAUAUAUGAAGGAAACAGUGCAGCUGAAGAAUGUAAGGGACCUCCAAGCAGAUCUCAAGCAAUUGCUUUUCAUUUUUCACCACCAAAACAUACCAGUGAAAGCAAGUUACCGACAAAAAUGAGAAGUCCAGUAGGAUUUAAAUCUGGACCAACAUGCAAAAGGAUCGCCAAUCUCUCUCUCAAGAAGCCUUUCAAAUCACCCUUGAAGAUGAAGAGGACAUAUGAGGCAUCUCUGAAAUCAGGUGUCAAGCAAGCCCUGAAAGAAAGUACUGGCAUACAUCGGGGUCAUGCAACUACAGAAAAUAAUGUUGCUGGAGGUGUUAUUGUUGUGGAUCACAAGAAGAAGGUGCCACAGAAGAGAGUGAAAUGUGAAAACAUAACUAACAUGGCAACGUUUAUUGGAAACGUUGUAAAUACAAAUAUUUCUGUUUCUUCUCUAGAUCCAUUUCUGACAUGGAAUGCAUAUUAUGACCAACAGUGGGUUGAUGCAUGUGAAAGACACUUCAUAAAAUGGCUGAAUUCACUGCUAACACCACCAGCCACUUUAGCCUGCAACUCUGAAUCAGUAACAGUGGAUAUUGUUGCACUUUGGAAACAAACAUCUAAGCAACAGAAAAUUGACUUGGCACAGAGCCGUGAAGUGGUUUCCUCUUUGUACAACACCAAUGAGAGGCUGAACUCACUGCGCAAAGCUGCUCGUUUACUGUUCAAGUCGAAUGAAGUUGUGGAAGUUUUGAGUAAAGUAACUGCAGGAAUAGAGAAAAAAGUACUAUAUAUCCGUGAUGAUAAAGCACUCUUACAGGAUAUCGGUCUAAAGCAGUAUAUCUUAAAACUGCUUCUAUGCUACAAUCCUCUGUGGCUGCGAAUAGGCCUAGAAACAAUUUACGGAAAAAAUAUUUUACUAUCAUCCAACUCUGAUGUGCAAGGCUUAACAGCAUUUCUCGUGCACAAUUUUCUGGAAGACCGUUACAUCAAACAGAAAUACAACCAUUCUAAAGCUCUGCAUAUGUAUGAUACAGCAUAUGUUCAAGCUAUGAAAAAGUUCAUAUUAAAGAAGUUUUUCUCUCUUGUGUACGUCCUAGAUCGAGCAAAAGAGACAAAACUGAUUGGUCAUGAUCCAUGUUUGUUCAACAAAUAUGCUAUGUACAAGUCAAGUCGUGAUGUGUUGCUGGCGUUUUCUAGAGAAUUUUUAUCAGCUGUUGGUGACGUCACAAAGUGUCUGCGACAUUUUGGUUACAUUGUAACUCAUGAACAGUCAUAUCUGAAUGAGUUUGAUUAUGCUGUGACCAAGCUUCUUGAUCUUCGGGAUGGUAUUCGCUUGUGUCGUGUUAUGGAAAUAAUACUGCAAGACGAAACCAUCAUGUCAAAGCUUAGAGCACCGGCUUUGUCAAGGCUGCAGAAAAUACACAAUGUAGGACUUGCAUUUGCAUCUCUAAUUUCAGCAGGCUUUGAUAUAAAAAGCAAUAUUACAUCACGUGACAUUGUAGAUGGUCACAGAGAAAAAACACUUUCAUUACUGUGGCAGAUACUCCUGAAGUUUCAGCUACCUAAGUAUGAGGCUGCUGCAGUGAGGCUACAAUGUUGGUGGAGAAGACAUUUGAUCAGAACUAGAGUGAAGAAUAUAAGAAAAAUAAAAUCCGCUAUUACAAUUCAGCGGAGAUUUCGAGCCAACAGAGCAAUGAAGCAACAGCAGGUUACUUUCCAGCUCCAAAAGGCUGCUGCUAUGAAAAUACAGUGUUGGAUUAGAGCUGUUCAUUUAAUGAGAAAAGAACGCAUAUCAUUUCUGGAGCAAAAACGAAGUGCAAUUAUUAUACAACAAUGGUAUCGAAAUAUGCUUUUAACAAAAUUAAAGCAACGUGAAUACCAAAAACUGAGGUUGACUGUUCAAUUAGUUCAGCAGAGAUUUAGAGCCAACAGAGCAAUGAAGCAACACAAGGCUGCUUUUCAGGUACAAAAGGCUGCUGCUAUGAAAAUACAAUGUUGGAUUAGAGCUGUUCAUUUAAUGAGAAAAGAACGAACAUCAUUUUUGGAACAAAAAAGUAGUGCAGUUAUUAUACAACAGUGGUAUCGAAAUAUGCUUUUAACAAAAUUAAAGCAACGUGAAUACCAAAAACUGAGGUUGACUGUUCAAUUAGUUCAGCAGAGAUUUAGAGCCAACAGAGCAAUGAAGCAACACAAGGCUGCUUUUCAGGUACAAAAGGCUGCUGCUAUGAAAAUACAAUGUUGGAUUAGAGCUGUGCAUUUAAUGAGAAAAGAACGAACAUCAUUUUUGGAACAAAAAAGUAGUGCAGUUAUUAUACAACAGUGGUAUCGAAAUAUGCUUUUAACAAAAUUAAAGCAACGUGAAUACCAAAAACUGAGGUUGACUGUUCAAUUAGUUCAGCAGAGAUUUAGAGCCAACAGAGCAAUGAAGCAACACAAGGCUGCUUUUCAGGUACAAAAGGCUGCUGCUAUGAAAAUACAAUGUUGGAUUAGAGCUGUGCAUUUAAUGAGAAAAGAACGAACAUCAUUUUUGGAACAAAAAAGUAGUGCAGUUAUUAUACAACAGUGGUAUCGAAAUAUGCGUUCAACAAAAUUACAGCAACAAGAGUACCAAAAACUGAGGUUAAUAGUGAUACACAUUCAGCAGAAAUACAGGGCUACAUUGUUGAUGAAAUAUGAUAGAAAUAUUUAUCAGAGGAAAAGGUGGGCAUCUGUUAUUAUUCAGAGAUGGUUUCGAGCCACUCUUAAUAUGAAACGUCAGCGUGAGUUGUAUUUGACACAGAGAUGUUGUAUUAUUACUAUACAGAGAUGGUUCAGGAGUGUUUGGUCCAAAAGAGAAAGAGAAGCAAAACGAAAAGUACUAGUUCCCAUAUCCCAAUCAGAAAUUGAAAAUCGUGCUGCGGUCAAAAUACAGGCCUUUUGGAGGGGUUUUGCUGCACGAAAGCGGCUGCCUAGUAACUGCUUAAGUCUGAAAAAUAGAGGUGUUACCAGAAACCCCUCGCAACCUGUUCAGACAUUGCGGUGGAAGUACACAAAUAAUCUGAGGUGCUUUGAACAGAAUUCCCUGGGACAGAUAAUCAUGCUCUUCAUGUCUCUAACUUCUUUGACUGAACUGUCUAGAGAGAUAUGUAAAGAUUUUUCUGCAAGUGAAUACCUACCGAAAGUUUUUGGUGAACUUAAACGAUCAAAUCGUUCAUUUGCAUAUCAGAGACUAUGUUCACUUGGAACACAGUUACUCUUGAAUCUGGCAAAAUACCCAGAAAACAGGGACAACAUUUGGCAGGUUGAUGAGGCCCUAGAAAUUAUGUUUCAACUGAUGACGCAGUCUGUGGGAACACAGUUCACAAUAUUCUCCAAUUGCUGCAAAGUACUUUGGUUGCUUGCUGAUGAUCCUUUGAAAGCACAAGUGAUUCAUGGAAAUCCUCAGUCCAUAAACACAAAGAGACUUUUUAAUUUCUAUUAUCAAGAGCAAAAGAAAAUUAAUUCACGCAGACCAUCUUCUGCCUGUGGUGGUUCUACCAGCAAGACAAGCAAUACUAGUGAAAGGAAAUGGCCCGUUAGUGGUGGAUGUGCCAAGAAGACAUACAGUGCUAGUAGAAGACAAGGUCCUGUUAGUGGUGGCUCAGUUAACGUUAAUUACAGUGCUAGUAGAAGACUGUGUCCAGCUAGUCAUUCAUCUGUGAACAAAAGAGCAACCAAUUUAAGCCAAUUGGACAAUUCUCUCAAUGCUAUUAAGUACUUGCUUGAGAAAUUAGGUUUACUGUAAUCUGUUUGUAAUUAUGUUAAUCAUCUUUACACUAAUGACUUCAUUUAUAUCUAUCAUUUGUAAAAUGCUGCGCAUUUCAUACUUCCCCUCACUUUCAGGUGCUCUGCAAGCGGAGUUUUUCCCCCAGGUGUUAUAUUUUUAUUGGGAAAGCACACUGAAUGGUAAUAUUGUAAAUGUUAUAAAUACAAAAUACUUUUUGAUCUUUCAAAUAAUGUAUACUUAAGAACAGUAUUGCAUAUCAGUGAAACAUUUUAUGUAAAGUAAUUGCUGCAUUACUGGUCUUUAAGUGUUUUGACGACAGUUGCUUUUUAUUUUCAUUGUCAGCAGAGAUGGAAGUCAAACUUGUAGUUCACAUUGUGGAUCAUUUCUUUGCAUAUUUUAGAAGCCCAUUUUCCUAUCAACUUCAUAUGAUUUCUUUUUACAUUUUAUUUUUUGAUUUAUGAGUUUAUACUGCACACAGUUUAAAAAUCCUUAGUUACCGUUCAUGUUUCGCAGUAACUUCUGUAAAGUGUUUUGUGAUUAUUGUGCUUUGUUUCUACGAAUGAUGAAAAGGUGUUAUGCAUUUGCAGUACUCACAAACAAACAACUGAGAGUACAUUGCCAAUAAAGACAAAACAAAAAGGUUCAGUAAUAGUAUUUUUUUAAGAAAAUAGUGUGCUUUAUGUUCAGUUUACCUUAACUCCCAAUGCCCACUUUUUUUAGUGGUUGUGAGUAAUAUUUUAUUUAGGAGCUUGUGUUAGUGCAUGAACAUUUUAUUCAUUAUUAUUAUGAAAACUGCAGUUUGUUUAGCCUUUUACCCUUGUGUUUGAUACGUCAUGUGGUGUACAAUAGUGAACAUGUAAGAAACUGUAUAUAGUGUACUUAGUACUAUUUCAUGUACAACAGAGACAUUUUAAUAAAUAAAAUGUAAA